Molecule: messenger RNA, 885 nt
Organism: Cyphellophora europaea CBS 101466
Lineage: Eukaryota; Fungi; Ascomycota; Eurotiomycetes; Chaetothyriales; Cyphellophoraceae
Exons: 1
Coding region: 1-885 (294 amino acids)
Biological process (GO): mitochondrial respiratory chain complex I assembly
Cellular component (GO): mitochondrial inner membrane
Source: RefSeq, a predicted model, not a curated record
AUGCCACCGCAUGCCCCAUCCGCCACCGCGCUCCGCGCCCUACGCUCGCUGGCCUUCCCCCAACGGCCUUCCACCACCACCACCACUACCACCAAAUGCCUCUCCGCCAUCAGCACACCCAAAACCUUCUCUUCCCCCCCGACCCUCCACCCCCACAACCGCCCUAUAAGCACGACCCCCCACCUCCCCUCUCAAAACCAACAGACUUCAACAAAAUACCAACCCCGCCGCCGCACCCCCCAAGACCGCAAUCCCAACGCCCCCUCCCCGACGCGCGACCGCGGCCCCACAAGCAGCGAAGACACGCAGACCGACUUCUCGGCCAUGGACAUUUUCAACACGUCGCAGACCCCGCAGCCCGCGAACGCCGUCGACGCCUGCACGCCCGAGGGCUUCCACCUGAGUAACGGCCUGAAGACCACGUCGGGGAGUGGAUUGCUGCUGCUGGGCGGGGAGGCGUUUUCGUGGGAGCCGUGGAACGCCACUACCACUGGCACUGGUCAAAGCGCAGAGACGAGGACGGGGACGGGGACCAAGGGAGUGACGGGAGGAGCUGCUGCUGCUGCUGCUGCUGCCGCUGCUGGUGGUGGUAACGGCAACGGCAGUAUGCGGGACAAGAGAGGGAUGCUGGUGUUGCCGCCGGAGGCGUUGUCGCUGCUCGCGCAUCUGUAUCCGCGGCCGGACUUGUUGGUUUUGGGCACGGGAGAUAAAUUGCAUCCGCUGCACCCCAGCACCAGGGACUACUUGAUGAGCGAGCUGGGCAUGCGCGUGGAUGUCAUGGACACAGCAAAUGCCAGUGCUGCAUACAAUCUACUCGCAACAGAGAGAGGACUGGAAGCCGGUGGUGUUGGUGCUGCGUUGUUUCCAAUCAGCUGGCGGGGUUAA